UUGGACGCGGGGCCGGAAGCGGAAGUGGGAAAUUGCUUUGGGUGGCUCGGGUUAUGGCAGGGGUGGUGGCUGUCGCGGCCGAAUCCCUUGCGGGAGGUAGGGCACGGGCGGCUCGCACUGUGCUAGAUCAGGUGGUGCUCCCGGGUGAGGAACUGCUGCUGCCAGAGCAGGAGGACGCAGAAGGCCCAGGAGGUACCGGGGAGCGACCACUGCGCCUGAAUGCGGGGGUGCGCGCCCGGGUGCGUGUAGUGUGCGGCCCGGGCUUGCGGCGCUGUGGUGACCGCCUUCUGGUCACCAAGUGCGGCCGCCUCCGUUACAAGGAGCCCGGCGGCGGCGGCGGCGGCGUUUACUGGGUGGACUCGCAGCAGAAACGGUAUGUCCCAGUGAAAGGAGACCAUGUGAUUGGCAUAGUGACAGCUAAAUCUGGAGAUAUAUUCAAAGUUGAUGUUGGAGGGAGUGAGCCAGCUUCUUUGUCUUACUUGGCAUUUGAAGGUGCAACUAAAAGAAACAGACCAAAUGUGCAGGUUGGAGAUCUCAUCUAUGGCCAAUUUGUGGUUGCUAAUAAAGAUAUGGAACCAGAGAUGGUCUGUAUUGACAGCUGUGGACGAGCCAAUGGAAUGGGUGUGAUUGGACAGGAUGGUCUGCUUUUUAAAGUGACUUUGGGCUUAAUUAGAAAGCUGCUGGCUCCAGACUGUGAAAUCCUUCAGGAAGUGGGAAAACUCUACCCACUGGAGAUAGUAUUUGGAAUGAAUGGAAGAAUAUGGGUUAAGGCAAAAACCAUUCAGCAGACCUUAAUUUUGGCAAACAUUUUGGAAGCUUGUGAACAUAUGACAGCAGAUCAAAGAAAACAAAUCUUCUCCAGACUGGCAGAAAGUUAGAUGUAAUUUUUUAUGGGUCGGUUGACCCAAGAGACUAUGGGUUUCCUAGGGAAAAUUUUUUUCAGGUGAACCUCUCUCCCCCCAUUAAACCGUCAGAAGACAUAAUGUGAAUGUACACAUUGUCUUAUUACAGUUCUAAGUAAAAUAUUUUUAUAAACAUGUUACUAGUUGCCACCCAUGUUCUUGUGGGUGAGAAAAGUCAUUAUAAAAUAAUGAUGUACUUUUUUCUUUACAAUAAAGUUUACUAAAAGUA
Messenger RNA from Leopardus geoffroyi (Geoffroy's cat), 1131 nucleotides. It is a transcript of the gene EXOSC3, whose product is annotated as exosome component 3. The coding region runs from base 54 to 878 and encodes 274 amino acids. The record is from RefSeq and is a predicted model, not a curated record. NCBI's taxonomy places the organism in Eukaryota, Metazoa, Chordata, Mammalia, Carnivora, Felidae. Gene Ontology annotation, cellular component: cytoplasmic exosome (RNase complex); nuclear exosome (RNase complex). Gene Ontology annotation, biological process: CUT catabolic process; exonucleolytic trimming to generate mature 3'-end of 5.8S rRNA from tricistronic rRNA transcript (SSU-rRNA, 5.8S rRNA, LSU-rRNA); TRAMP-dependent tRNA surveillance pathway. The transcript is spliced from 4 exons. Gene Ontology annotation, molecular function: RNA binding.